Messenger RNA from Paramecium tetraurelia, 924 nucleotides. RefSeq lists its product as uncharacterized. The record is from RefSeq and is a predicted model, not a curated record. NCBI's taxonomy places the organism in Eukaryota, Ciliophora, Oligohymenophorea, Peniculida, Parameciidae. The transcript is spliced from 2 exons.
AUGUAAGAUAGUUAAAACCUGAAGGAUUUGCAAGUUUAACUCAAUAGAUUUAUCAGUAAACUCGAGGAAUUAGAACGAGAAAAUAAAUACUUGAAGGAAUAAGUUCUGAAUUAAUAAUGCUAAUUGAUGCAAAAUGUAAAAAUAAUUGAUGCAAAAUAUCAAUAAAUUCAUCGUAAGUAAAUUAAAUAAAUUAAACAAAGAUAUUUGAAGUGUCUGUAUAAAUAUGGCACUUUUUAGAGUUGUCUAAACAGUAUGAUUAUUCAAUACAAUAAAUUAAUCGAUAAAUUUGGUAUAGAUGACACAAUCAAAAUGGAUCUGAAAAGCUGUAUAGAGAAAUAUGGGGUUAUUUAUGAAAAGAAUAAAAUAAUCGAUGAAGACGAGAUGAAGAUUAUUAUAAAUGAGAGAAUUUAAAAAGAGAGCGAGGAAAUACACACACUUUUCUUUCCUACUAAAGUUUAUCAAUAUUUAACUGAUAAUGACUCGCUAUAGAACACUUGUACAUUUCAAUCAUUACAAUCCCAGAGAGUUAGAAUGUAAAAUUCUAUGUAAAAUACUUAAGAGAUGAUCACGGAUAAUUCUGAUGACACUAUAAUAAAUAAUCUGACCACUUAAAGGUAUUUGGAAAAGCUUCAAUUUGAUUAUUAAAAUGAUCAAACAUUGCACUAUCCAAAAACCUUUAAAGUGGAAAAGCUAUUAUAAUAAACGAACAGAGAUUUAAGUUUGUAAAACGUGACAGACAGAUCAUAGAAGUCGAAAUUUGAUAGAAAAGGAGACAGUAAAUAGGAGUAAUUCAGAAUAUCGCCUCAUAAAUCAUAAAAUAUGUCAGGACUUGAAGAUAGAUUGAAAAGAUUUGAUAAUUAAGAGAAUGAGGGAGGUCAUCCUAGGAGGAGAUCAAGAGCUGAUAGAAUUAAAUAACAAUAGUGA